GAACUGUUGCCAGCAUUCGACUCGGAGGGCGAGACCGGGCCUGCCGAUUAUGCAAACAUUCUGUGUCAUCUUCCCAUUGACUCCGAUGACAGCGCGAUGGGAGACCACCUCAAUAUAUUUGCCCAUGUCUCAGCCAGGUGGCUUCGGAACGCUUCGCUUUCUGAGAUGCCAGCUGCUGAGGUCACCGUCGUACUCCGGAGGAUGAUUAGCGCUGCCAAUUUCAUCUCAACACCUGGCCGACGGAGCAUCCCCUGGCUCUACACCGGGAAGAAAGGCGACGAGAACUGGAUAGAGGCAGUGCGAAGUCAAGUUCAAGAUCCAUCCCCUUACGACAACCUUUUUCUACGACUUCUCCAUGCAUUUGAAAGAUCCUACCGUAGGCGCGUUCUCACCGGUAAUGAUGGAUCGAUCAGGCGAUAUCUGCACAGGGCACUUUGCAGUCUGCAUGCGCGAGCACCCUGCCAGCUGGCAGGGUGCUCAUGGACACAGCAUUCGUGUGGAGGCGACGGAGGUAACGCCUUUUUCCUCCUUAGCUGUCCUUUGCUGGAUAAACAAGCGGAUACUCUCCGUGAACCCAGCUCUGGUGACCACUUAGUUCCCGAGACAUUUGCUACAUCCGACAUCCCUGUCACAGACACGCUCCAUGCGUCGCCAUCCCACUUCGACCGUCAACUUGAACCCACUUGCCCAGAAGUCGCGCACUGGUCCGCCGAACUGUCCGUGCCGGCUGACUCAAUAAACCGAACGGAAGAUAUUACGCAAGAGUUAGAGGACCUAUCUGAAUGGAACAAGCCGGCCUCUAUCGCCGGUCAUCCUCCUCGGCCCAGUACUCUGCAGGCAUCUUCUUCGUCGUCCGCAGCAGCUGGACUCUCGGCGGGCGAGUACAAGAGGGCAGCUUCCGGCAGGAGCAGCCCCGGCUGGCGCGCAUAUGAUGAACACGGCGUAUACGAAGAAGAUGUGGCAGAUCACGUUACGUCGAGCUCUGCCCGCUACCACGGAUCCCGUCCAUUUGUUGUACCUCCUUCCAACGCUCCAUCCGAAUCAACGUUAUCCACGAAGGCCCAAUCCAGGUUAUCUGGCCCCAGGCUGGACGCUGAGCCCAUGGCGCAUCGAGAGUCAUCUGACGAUAAUAUCGGCGCAGAGUAUACCUCUCCUUCCGAAGCUCAAGCUCAGGCGGAGGACCGCAGCUCUCAGCGUCUGCCAGUGGCUAUCCUGUCUUUAGCAGAGGAAGUGGCUGAUGGGCGAGGUGUGGAGAGUUUUCUGCCAGUGGCUACAGGCGAGACUGACAACGAUGGCGGAGCAGUGAAGGACAAAGGAAAGGGCCCUGGCCCUUGCCUAAACGAUCCAGUCGUGCAUGAGGUCGUCAACAGCGACCCACCGAAUCCUGCCGGGAUGCGUCCGUCGCGGAGCUCGUCCCCUUCCUCGCAUCGCGACAAUUUAUUCGCUUCAACCGCCGGCCUAUUGCGUCAAGAUAUCGUCCAACCUAGCGCAAGCGCAGACAGAAAUAACGACGAGGUGCCAGGAGUGCUGCAGAAUUCGCCCUCUGACGACCUCGUCAUCGCUCGCAGCGACCGUUCCGUCGCCGACGACCGACCCGCAGAAAUUCGACGAUCGAGCAGCUCUUCCCUCCCGGGAGCUGCAGUAUUGUUCCACGACGACCAGGGAAGCGGCGGUCAGGCAGCAGAGGAAUUCGAGCUGGCCUUACGGCAGGGAGCGAUGAGCGAGGGCGUUGGAGAGCAAGACGGGCCCGAGGCUUGAACGAGUCAGCGUUUUAUAUACAUACCGGAGUAUGUGGCAGCUAGUUACCCUGACUUGAAUUCAUCGUCGAGGUUCAAAUUGCUUAAAGUCGCGUAUGGAUUGAUGUACA
Messenger RNA from Phanerochaete carnosa HHB-10118-sp, 1867 nucleotides. RefSeq lists its product as uncharacterized. Lineage: Eukaryota; Fungi; Basidiomycota; Agaricomycetes; Polyporales; Phanerochaetaceae. The transcript has a single exon. The record is from RefSeq and is a predicted model, not a curated record. Bases 1102 to 1758 code for a protein of 218 amino acids.